GCCUCGUCAAGUUCGAAGCUGUUGAUCAUCUACAAACGGCGUCGCGAUUGGUCAUCGUAGCUGACCUCAAUGAGGCUGCCAACACCACCAACCUUGGCAUCUACGCAUUGAACCCAUCAUGUCUUCAGAAGGCGGUCCGCCGCUUUCGCUACGGCCGUUCCCCGUCGCCGACCAAAAGCCCAAGAAUCUCGCCGAAUUCAUUGCUCGAGUCAAUGCCCAGCCUGGCGGCUUCCGCAGCAUAACAGAGGACAAGCUCCGUGAAGAACUCAGAAACAGCGAGGACCCCGAGGCAGCCACCGACCAGGAUGAAGAAAUGUCCGAGGCGGCUGGGGAGGCCGACAUAGCAGAAAAGGACCCCAAUGUUGCGCGGAUGGAAGUCUUGAAGAAUAUCGAUAUAGCCGGCAACGCUGCUCUAUUGACACUCGACUCCAUGUCCCUCCUCCUCUCCAAACAGAAUCCGACGCAAGCAGGCUUGACGCUAUCACAACAGCUCCGCGACAUGGUCGGCAUUGGCACUCUCGGCGCAGAUAAGCUCAAUGAUUCAAACGCCACGCCUACAAAAACAAAAGAUCAGGAGGCGACCGCCAUGGGAUGGACCCUUAUGGAAAUCAACAAGACCAGAGAUUCUGCAGAAGAGGCCGCUUCAUUUUUAGAAAAGGAGAUCAACUCUGAGAGUAAAUACUGGGAAGAUAUCGUCGGAGUCAAGAAAGCCGGCUGGUCUAUAAGCAGAGUUCCACAGGAGAGACAUACUUUGGGAGUCAGAUUUGGCUUUUCAGAAGCUGCUGCCGAGUUUAAAAACAAUGGUCUAGCGCCCAUGUGGCGUGGCCAUGAUGGCUCUGCAGAUCUCGACUUUGGACGAUUGGGCGGCGUCUCAGAAGCUCUCGUCGUGACGUAUGAAAAGGACGGAAAGGUCAUUGGCCGAUCUACUACACGGCCGUCCUCUGAUGACGAAUCACUAGAGGCUCGAGUACUAGAAGCACGCAACACAAUCUUCUCGCAGGAGCUGUGGCACGAGCUCACCAAAGAAUCCCGCUCACUGGCUGCCUACGACGUAAAGCCUGAAGGCAGGAAACUGGCCUGCCAAAUCGACGAAAGAACAAAAAUCACAUUGGAACUGCUGCCUUUGGAAUCAUGCCCCUCGCCUGAACAAGACAUGCCAGAAAAUGGCCUAGCAGAAAAGAUAUCCAUGGCUCUGCAUAUUCUCCUUAGCUACGCGCAUCGAUAUAAUGAGCUCAUGAGAAUACGGCCCAUCCCCCCUCACAUCUCCCGCUCCUCUCGCCAACAAUCCUACGCCCUCCUCCGCCCUGUCCUCGCGCGCACAAUGUACCUCAAGAACGUUGAGGAAUCCAUGCAAUACAUUGGCUUAUUAGUACGAACCCUCCAGAAAGCCGGUAUUCAAUCUUCAUUCAUCCUACGCACCACGCAGACGAACGCUUCCGACCCCAACUCUCGCGGGCCAAACCAGCUAUCCACAUCGCACACCUUGGUCCGCAAUCUCCUGCAAACACAAGACUUCACCAUCGAGCUCACCAUACUCCCCGACAUCUCCCUCACCAUCCGAGGCCGUUCAUUCAGCUUUCCCGUUACGGCAACCUACUACUACAUCCUUCUGCCCCCCUCAUCUCCUCUCCCCGCCAUGUGUCCCCCCUGGUCAGAAGGCUAUCCCAGCGUCCAAGCCCUAGGCGACUACCUCCGCACCGCCAUCGUCUGCAUCCUCACAAAUCACUUUGUCAAGAUGCUCUCCUCCCCUUCUUCAACAAGCGGCGAUGGCUCCGCUCUCGUGGAAAGUGCCCAGGGAGCCGAUAAGAAGAACUUCGAUAUACAUUUUGCCCUAGAGCUUGGAGAUGAUGUUGAAGAAUUGACCCUCUCUGUCAAUAAUGCCGCCCAGAGCGAGGAAGAAACCAAGAUAUGGAAAUGGUCCGUAAAUGGACCCAGCGAAACGACUUCGGCGGAGCAGGUUGUGAAGACGCUCAUCGAAGAACAGGCUCCAAUUUAGAGACUUAGGAACGAGAAGUAAAUAAGGGUGAAGUAAAGACAGAGACACACAGAUGGAGAUAAUGGAGAUGCUUAAUCAUUCGCGAUUUGCAAACAGCGCUUGGCACUCAGAUAGUGUUUUGUAGGCAUCAUAUAAACAGGC
Molecule: messenger RNA, 2137 nt
Organism: Trichoderma asperellum CBS 433.97
Lineage: Eukaryota; Fungi; Ascomycota; Sordariomycetes; Hypocreales; Hypocreaceae
Biological process (GO): regulation of transcription by RNA polymerase II
Cellular component (GO): core mediator complex; mediator complex
Molecular function (GO): transcription coregulator activity
Source: RefSeq, a predicted model, not a curated record